Messenger RNA from Seminavis robusta, 798 nucleotides. Lineage: Eukaryota; Bacillariophyta; Bacillariophyceae; Naviculales; Naviculaceae. The record is from the annotation of a GenBank genome assembly.
AUGAUGCAAGUUCCAAGCUCCAAUCAAUCUCACACAUCUAGGCGUUCCAAUGCAAGCAGCACAGCAAGAAUCGGUCGAUGGUUCGAUGGAUUGCUAGACAAGGCGUGCUGUGCCCCCGGAUACUCUGCCAAUGAUGUUGUUAUGGAUGACAACUCGAUUGCUUACAGAGAUAACGACAAUACCAACAGUAGCCAUCGUCGCCAUCGUCCCAAGAAUCCCCACCAACAGCGUCGCGAUGAUUCUGGCUCUGUCGGUUGGGACGAAGCCGAGGGCAAGAUUCACUGGUUGUCCGAUAUUCCAUCUUGUGAUUUGGGUACUUUAACAGACACACGGCAACAAACAACUCCUCAAAAGAACAGGCAAUACAAUAUGCGCUUUCACUUGAACGAAGAGCCACCUCUGUCGCCUGGUUCCGAUGCUACCGCCACGACAGUCUUGACUGGUUCAACCUCUUGCACGACGCCCAUUCACAAUCAACAGAAACACACGCGUCAACAGCCACACGACAAGAUCAAGACAGCACCCAUGAUGCCAACUAUUUCUUCCUCCUCCUCGAAACUAUCAUACCGUUCGCAUUCGACUGGCAAUAUGCGAAGUCCCGAGGAAGAGUGGCAACAAGUCCAAAAACAGCAGCCCGAGCGAAGAAUACCAAGCACCAAGUUGCCAAAGAAGAAACAACAAAGAGCACCCACUGAGCAAGUCGUCAUCCCAGAAGACUGGGCUCAUGAGCAUGGAAUGCGUCGUAUGUGGUCCGAAACUCUUCCCAAGUUACCCUUCCAGACAGUGCAACCGUAUUGA